This is a messenger RNA of Alternaria postmessia, 1500 nucleotides long. RefSeq lists its product as uncharacterized. Lineage: Eukaryota; Fungi; Ascomycota; Dothideomycetes; Pleosporales; Pleosporaceae. The transcript is spliced from 5 exons. The record is from RefSeq and is a predicted model, not a curated record. Bases 1 to 1500 code for a protein of 499 amino acids. Gene Ontology annotation, biological process: ubiquitin-dependent protein catabolic process. Gene Ontology annotation, cellular component: COP9 signalosome.
AUGUCGGCCGAACUCACCACCAUACUGCUCUCGUUCCAACCGGACAGCCCAGAGCUCGUGAAGAGGCGCGAUUAUGACACCAAGGCCCGCCAGUUUGUCUCACAACUAUCCAACAUCUCAUCGACAUCUUGGACCAAGGGCGCAGAUACACAACAAGAUGUUCUCUCGAUACUUAACCCUGCCGUCAACUCAAUAGCGUACGCCUUUGCCCUCCGCCACCGCAUCUCUACCCUUGUCGAGAAGAGGAAUAUCCCAGACACACUGCAACCCGGAGGUUCAUUAUGGAAUCAGCUAGUACUAUUUCUCGAGACUGCGGAUCCUAUACAGCUGCGAUAUGUUGGAAAGGAAUGGAGAACACUGGUAGAAUAUCUAGAACAAAUUGCGCGCGCAUGCGGAUCGCCGAGCCUUGCUAUUGCACCGAUGCGGUCAGCUAUGACCCGACUCGACCCUACCACAGGCACCUUCACUUCAAUUCACCUCCUCUUCGUACAGCUAUGUUGCGAGACACGAUCGUACGCGGCCGCCGAACCCAUCCUCGACAACUACAUUCACACUAUUCCUCUGAGGAUGCCGACCGUUGCCCGUGACGGCCUCGAGUACUCAGUGCCAUGUGCGGAUGUCGCGAGUAGCGGAGAGUAUAUACAUCAGCAUUCUGGGCAUUCAGACAAGUUCUCGGUGUCAGAAAUAGAGGAAUACUACGUUCUAGGAGCCCAAGCAUAUCUGGGAAUUCGCCAGUUCAAGAAGGCGCAACAUUUCCUCGAACAUGUGUUGGUCAUACCUACGGCCAACACCGCGAACGGUCUGAUGCUGGAGGCGUAUAGGAAGUGGGCGUUAGUGAGCUGUCUUGUCGAGGGAAAGAUGGGAACUUGCCCACGUACUUCGAACGGCAAUGCGAUCAAGAACAUCAAGGCUGCUUCGAAAGCAUACGAAGCUUUGGCAGAGGCGUAUGAGGAACUGGAUAACAUGUCCAAGCUGAAGGCCCAGGUGCAAGCAGGGUCUGAGAUCUGGGCAGAGGAUGGCAACACAGGCCUCGUCAACGAGCUCAUCAGCAGCCAAACACGGGCCUACGUUUCGCGGCUAUCACGGACAUACUCGGCAAUUCCAGUCUCAAACAUUGCCAGCCACUUGGGGGCUUCCGCGGAUGAGAUCGCCGGAUACAUUGACACAUUGAUCAAGGAUGGGCACCUGAACGCACGACUAGAGGAGACGGACAAGUCGAACGCGGGGAUCGUACUACGUUUCUUCUUAGAUCCAACACAGGGGCCUCUAGCCAAGAGCGAGAAGCAGCAACAGCAAGCCCUGUUUGACCAGACGCGUCGUACCAACAUGCUCGCCGAGCAAGUCAAGGAUGCCGACUACCGACUGACGCUCACCAAAGAGUACGUCGAGAACCAGAAACGGUUGAGUAAGCGGCAGAGCAACAACAACGGCGAUGCUAUGGAUACAGCAUGGGACGACAGCCUCGAGGCGGAGGAGGACAUGAUGGUUGACCUGCACUGA